This is a messenger RNA of Carya illinoinensis, 1915 nucleotides long. RefSeq lists its product as uncharacterized. The coding region runs from base 168 to 1856 and encodes 562 amino acids. The record is from RefSeq and is a predicted model, not a curated record. Lineage: Eukaryota; Viridiplantae; Streptophyta; Magnoliopsida; Fagales; Juglandaceae. The transcript is spliced from 6 exons.
CGUCACUCUCUGGCACCGUUAAAAAAUCACGCCAAGUCUUAGGGUUUACAGAAUCUCCAAGCUUUUAUUUCGGGUUUCGUUGUAAAUUACUAAAUUUUGUUAGUUUCUCGGGAAUUUGAUUCUCUUUUUCCUCUGGAUUCUGUUUCGGUUCGUUAAGGGGAAUUUGGAUGGUGCAGUCGACGAAAUCCGUGAAUCUCAGGCCAGAGUCUGAGACGACACCGCCGACGACGGCGUCGUGUCCAGACAAGCCGCCGGUGAAGUUGGAGAUCGAGGACUCGUUGGAAGAAGAGCACGGGCCACUCACUAAGCGUUCGAAGCAUUCUCAGGCUUUUCAAGAGCAAUGUAGUUAUGGAAGUAAUGCAUUUUCUAUCCCUCCUUCACAAUACAACCCGCUUGAUGAGCCCAGCCCGUUGGGUUUGCAGCUGAGGAAAAGCCCAUCACUCUUAGAUUUAAUUCAGAUGAAGCUUUCUCAAGGGAGUGGUUCUAGUACAGGAGCUGUGCCAAGUGAAAGUUUCAAUGCAAUAACGAAAAAGGAAAGUAAAGGAACUGCUGUAUCAAGUAGUACUGACAAACUAAAGGCUUCAAAUUUUCCGGCUUCCCUUCUGAGGAUUGGGAGUUGGGAGUAUAAAUCAAGAUAUGAAGGCGAGUUAGUAGCAAAAUGUUACUUUGCUAAGCAUAAGCUUGUUUGGGAAGUUCUUGAAAGUGGUUUGAAAAGUAAAAUAGAAAUCCAAUGGUCAGAUAUUAUGGCUCUGAAGGCCAAUUGUCCUGAUAAUGCACCUGGUACAUUAAAUGUCGUGCUAGCUAGACAGCCCCUUUUCUUCAGGGAGACCAACCCUCAGCCUAGAAAGCACACCUUAUGGCAGGCUACUGCAGAUUUCACAGAUGGGCAGGCUAGCAUGCACAGGCAACAUUAUCUACAAUGCCCACAAGGCUCGUUAAACAAGCAUUUUGAAAAGCUUAUCCAGUGUGACGUGCGCCUUAACUUCUUAAGCCAACAGCCAGAGAGAGUUUUGGAUUCACCAUACUUUGAACCACGGCCCUCUGUUUUUGAAGACCCAGAAGAAUCUAAAGAUCAUAGUUUUGAUAAAGUGGAUAGUGGUCAAGGAUCCAUGUCUGGUCUCCAGGAUGUAGCAUCACCAACUACUACACAAUCUUCUUCAUGGAAGAUCGAACAGAAACUGGAUUCUACUGGUUUGACAUUGGAAAGUCGGUUACGAGAAAUUCCUUCCCCCAGUUCAGUGAUGGACACUCGUGCAAUUGAAGGUAAUGGAAGUUCCGAGGCAGUUGAUUCCACAGGUCGUCCAGGAAACCGGGACCAGAUAAAACUGUCUGGGCUCCAUCCGUCGAUGUCAAUGAGUGAUUUAAUGAGCCAUAUUGGACAAUGUAUCUCAGAACAGAUGACUUCUGGAUCUCUACCAACUGCUGAUGAAGGUUCGGAACAUCAUGGCAUACUGGCAGACAUUGCUCAGUACCUGCUCAACGACAAUCAGUUAACAAGCACUUCUGAUGAGAAAUCCCUUAUGUCAAGGGUCAAUUCCCUCUGUUGCCUUCUGCAGAAGGACUCUGCUUCGGUCCAGAAUUCCCAGGGUAAUGGGGAAAGUUGCACCGAUGGACUUGAUGGUGGAACCGGCGUUGAAGUUAAGCACAAACCUGAACAAAUGCAUGAUGCUAAAUAUAGAGCUGAUUUGAAGGUUUAUGAAGCAGACGCGAGGGAUGUAUCUGGCAGCAAGCAGGUACCAGCUAUGUCAAGGAAAGACUCCUUUGGGGACCUGCUGCUUCAGCUCCCUAGAAUUGCAUCCCUCCCAAAGUUCUUGUUUAACAUUUCAGAAGAUGAUGGUGAGAAUAAAUCUAGAUAGUUCUAUUUAACAUUCCAGAAAUUUCAUGAAUGAAAUUAAAUUGCAAGAGCUCUCUCUCA